Messenger RNA from Lycium barbarum (goji berry), 480 nucleotides. RefSeq lists its product as uncharacterized. Lineage: Eukaryota; Viridiplantae; Streptophyta; Magnoliopsida; Solanales; Solanaceae. The transcript has a single exon. The coding region runs from base 1 to 480 and encodes 159 amino acids. The record is from RefSeq and is a predicted model, not a curated record.
AUGACUGAUAAUUAUAAGGGUUGGCACGAGCAGUUGCCUUAUGCUUUACUGGAAUACCAUACUACGGCCAGGACUUCAACAGGAGCGACUCCAUACCUGUUGGUCUACGAAACUGUCAUACCCGCUGAAGUUGAGAUACUUUUCCUGAGAAUCAUUCAGGAAGCAGAAUUAGAUAAUGCUGAAUGGGUUCGAGCUCGAUAUGAGCAAUUAGCCUUAAUUGAUAAGAAAAUGAUGGUUGAUGUAUGUCAUAGUCAAUUGUUUCGGCAAAGAAUGGCAAGAGCUUUCAACAAACGAGUCAAAAUCAGAUUUUUUCAGAUCGGGCAACUGGUGCUCAAAAGGAUUUUUCCACCUCAAGAGGAAUAUAAAGGGAUGUUUGCUCCAAACUGGAAAGGUCCUUAUGUGGUCCGUAAAUUAUUCUCCGGAGGAGCAGUAGUACUGGCGGAAAUAGACAGUCAAGAGUGGCCGAAACUGAUCAACUAA